This is a messenger RNA of Drosophila nasuta, 462 nucleotides long. Its product is annotated as mpv17-like protein. The record is from RefSeq and is a predicted model, not a curated record. Bases 1 to 462 code for a protein of 153 amino acids. The transcript has a single exon. Gene Ontology annotation, cellular component: mitochondrion; cytoplasm; membrane. Gene Ontology annotation, biological process: regulation of mitochondrial DNA metabolic process. Gene Ontology annotation, molecular function: channel activity. Lineage: Eukaryota; Metazoa; Arthropoda; Insecta; Diptera; Drosophilidae.
AUGGGUAUUAGCGACAUGAUCGCGCAACUGGCGAUCGAGAAGCGAUCGUUCAAGGAUUACAAUCUGUCAAGGACUGCUCGCUAUAGUGCGAUUGGUUUGUUUGUCUGUGGACCGUUGUUGCGUCGUUGGUACAUCAAGCUGGACACUUUGGUGUCCAAGGAUCAGCCCGCUUUGCAGCGUAGUCUCAAGAAAAUGUUUGUGGAUCAGACGUGCUUUGCUCCACCAUUUACUUUGUUGCUGUCGUAUCUGGUGCCAUUGGUGAACGGCGAGCGGCACGCAGAUAUUGUGCAACGUAUACGUGAACAGUAUUUUACGAUCUUGCAACGCGGCUACAUGCUGUGGCCCUUGGCACAAUUGAUUAAUUUCACUCUAAUACCCAUCAGCUAUCAGGUGUUGUAUGUGCAGCUGACUUUACUCAUUUGGAAUUGCUAUUUGUCCAUUGCGUUGAAUGAGAAAAAGUGA